AUGCCGCUCUCAGGGCAUGAAUGGUCUUCGGUCUCCACACAUGUUUCCGUAGUGUCGUGCGAAACGGCUCCGCGACUCCAGUCGCAUCGUUUGCGGCCUCUGGCAUGCGCCGCCUCCGACCUGUGUCUCCGGAGCGCCUGUCCUCUCUCUCUCCUCCGGUCUCUGGCGUUUGUGGAACUGAAUGCUGUGCGCACCUCGCCUCUGACUUCAGCCCCUCACUACUCUGUGUCCUCGUCUGAUUCCGCGUGCUCCGCCUUGUUCUUGCGUCUUGAAGCCCGGUGCAGCAGCGAGGCUGCUGCUCGCCAGCGAAUCUUCUUCCGCCAGCAUGUGGACGACGGUCGCCGUGCAGCACCUUCCACCCUCGGGGGCACCGCCCCUGUCCCAAUUCCAGUCGGUUUUUCUUCGCGGUUGGCGUCAGCGGCGCGCUGUGACUCGCAGUCUCUCUCUUCUUCCCCUGCGUCGCACGAGCUGCAGGCGGCGUAUUCUGCGUCGCCGUCCGUCUCGCCUUCCGCACCAGCCACCCCCCCUGGCUGUGGGCUGACCCCUGCCGACGCGCCUGGUGUUUCACUGUACGCCCGCCUGUCUCUUGCGCCAUCGCAGCCUUUUGCUGUUGCCGCGAGCACGUAUUCUACAGCCUCAGCGUCCUCUUGGCCGUGGCGUUCUCCGUCGUCGCUCGACGUCAUUCCUGCGUCAUGCAGAGGGACCGCAAGAGAGGAGCGAGAAGCGGCUGGGCGUCGCGAGGAAGGCCCGCGCGCAGAAGCUUCAAGACCUCACUCAACCGCAGACAUGCAGGGAGGAGAGGCGCACUCUGGCGACAGCAAGAGGCCAGCGGCUCAGAAAAGCGCGUUGGCCUCGGGCGUCGCGGCCGUCGUCACGUGCUGCGUUCUUCAUCCUCUGGAUCUGAUCAAGACGAGGCUCCAAGUUUCCGCCAUUACGAAGGGCGCGAUUCCCAGGUACUCGUCUUCCGCCCAAGCAAUUCGCGAGAUCUGGAAGCUGGAAGGCACUCGAGGCCUUUGGAAGGGCGUGACGGCAACUGCAGCAGCAUCAGGCAUUUCGUGGAUCACCUUCAGAUAUCUCUUCGAUUCGGGGAGAUAUCAUCUUACGUCUCUCCCGGCGUUCUCCUCAGAAGGCGUCGCGACCUCGCGCACGCCUUUACCCGCUUCUUCAUCUUCUGUUUCGCCUUUAGCGGUCGCGACUUCGUCGUCUGUCUCUCCCGCUGCUUCGAGGCCCCCGGUUGACGAUGUGACGCGCACGCGUCCAGCGGACGAGCCGUUGCUUGGGAAGGCAACAAGCGGAGACGAGCAAGAGACAUCGCGGAUCGGCGUCGUGGUCGCCCCUGGGACCGCUGGCUGUUCAACGCAGGAUCAGCAAAGAAAACACCGAGAUGGACAGCAACAGGGCGGCGACACUGUCGCGUUCCGCGCGAAUCUUGUCGCCAGCAUCGUUGCAGGCUUCCUCUCCACUCUUUUGACGCACCCGCUGUGGCUAGUGAAGGCCCGCAUGGAGAUGCAGGCGUAUGAGACUCAGGCGAUCUCCGGGUGGCCGCGCUACCGGGGGCCGCUUGACUGUCUCCUCAGUCUCCGGCGCACUGGCGGGCUGCCGGCGCUGUACGCGGGUCUGGGCCCGGCGAUUAUGCUGGUGCCCCAUGCCGCAGUCCAGAUCAUGGUCUACGAGGAGAUGAAGAAGCGCGCAGUCCAGACUCCCGAGAGAGAGCGAGACAGCGAUUCAGGAGGCUACGGCGUCAGGCCGUUCAUUUGGGGCGCGGCCUCCAAGUGCGCGGCCAUCACAGUCACUUACCCUCUUCAGGUGCUUCGAGCUCGGCAGCAAGUCGCGAAUUCUCCGUAUGCAGGGAAAAACUCUCUUCAGAUUGCUGGCCUCAUGCUUCGCAGCGAAGGCUUUCUAUCUCUCUUUGGGGGCUACUUCGUCCAUCUCCAGCGCGCGUGCCUCCAGAACGGCAUCAUGUUCCUCCUUUUUGAGCACCUCGUCGGGUCGCUUCGCUCGCGCUGA
This is a messenger RNA of Besnoitia besnoiti, 2007 nucleotides long. RefSeq lists its product as uncharacterized. The transcript is spliced from 8 exons. Gene Ontology annotation, biological process: folate import into mitochondrion; nucleotide transport. Gene Ontology annotation, molecular function: folic acid transmembrane transporter activity; FAD transmembrane transporter activity. Bases 1 to 2007 code for a protein of 668 amino acids. Lineage: Eukaryota; Apicomplexa; Conoidasida; Eucoccidiorida; Sarcocystidae. The record is from RefSeq and is a predicted model, not a curated record.